GAAGCCAGUACUGAUCUGCACCUCGGCACACACAGCUUCGUCCUCGCUCACUCCUUCCCACUUCUCUCAUUGCCGGCAGCCUGUGAAUACACCAGUUCUUCUGGAACUAUUGUUUCUUUAUCUGGGAAAUGUUACGUCAAGUUCUGUAUAUACACAGCGUAGAAUGAUUUCUAUAUUUCGAUUGUGGACAUCUGUUUAAAAGGUCGUCUCUUAAAAUUUUUAGUUUGGUGGAUUCCGUGGGUGUAAACCUGGAGUUUACCUGGAGAGAGUUUCGGGGGUCAACGCCCCCGCGGCCCGGUCUGUGACCAGGCCUCGUGUAGAUAGAUUAAACGUGUGAUCUAUGAGAAUAAAUGAAUGUAAGAAGUGGUGAGUACUGAAGUCUAGGAGAGGCAUUCCAUAAUGAGUCCUGAAGCAGUGCCAGCCAGGAAAACCCCUGACCUACGUUCCCCAGUGCCAGUGCCAGCCUCGACGGACUCGGGGAGUGAGAGUCACAGUGUGGUGAGUUUGACAGACGGUGAGGGAGGUCUGCCAGACACCAAUGGUUACCACGACGACCAGACUACACUCUACUGCCCCUCACAUCAAGGUCAAACACUGCGUUUUUACUGUCGCGACUGUGAGACAGCAGUGUGCAGCAGCUGCACAGACAUAGAGCACCGUGCCCAUAAUACCCUGCACCUCACAGAUGCUGUGGAUGAACAUCGGGUGGCUAUGCAUCAGCUCAUCGACAGAGUAACCAUGCAGCUACCAUGCAUGAAGGAAGCCAUAUGUGACAUCCAGGAUGUUUGCCGUAGCCUUCAGGAGAGGAGAGCAGAGGCAGAAAAGGAGGUUCGAAAUUGCUUCGACACCCUCCACGAAUUGCUUGACAAGAGACAAACAGCUCUCAUCAACUCCCUCAACACCAUUGAAUCUGGAAAGCAAAUGACAUUAGGUGAUCAGUUGGAAGAACUGGAAUCGUGGGUAAGAGGUGUAGAAAGUGGCUGUGAGUUUGUAGAGAAGGCUCUGACUCGCUGUCCAGCCAUGGAGGUGGUGCUGGUGAGGAAGCAGCUAGGAGAACGCUUGAUGGAUUACGCUAACAUGAAUGUGCCUCCGGCCCCUCGUGAAAACAGCCACCUCAAGUUUGUGGUCGGCAACAUAGAUCCCCUGAAAACAGCCUUCAUGCAUGUUGGCAGCAUCCAGAGCAACAGUGCUGUGCCUCACCAGACCAGUGCCACAGGCGAGGCUCUCCGCCAGGUGACUGUAAGUCGUGGGUCCAUUGUAACUGUAGUAACUAGAGACCAUAAGGGAGAAAAAGCAACUUGUGGUGGUGCUGAGGUCACUGCUGCUAUGUCAAGAACAAGUACAAUAGUGCCGCGCCACGGCUCAAGCUCUCCACGUGCCUCCUUAUCCCCACGCGCUUCCAGCAAAAGUCCCUCUUCAUCUAGAGAGGAACUGUGCCAACCUCAAGUACUAGAUCUGAAUAAUGGAACAUAUGAAGUGGCCUUUACAGUACAUACAGAAGGAAUCUACUCAUUAGAAGUACUGCUUUAUGGGCAGCCAAUCAAUGGUAGUCCUUUCACAAUCACCGCUACAGCUGCAUUAGAUGAAGAUAGCGGCAGCAGCCAACGCUCAGUUCCUCCUCACACUUUGGCUAGGCAGACAUCACACUCUACACAGGUUACGUCAAGAUCACGAACAUCUCGAAGGCCUCUGUCACUCCGUUCAUCGUGCUCCCGCAGGACUAACCCCAUUGAAGAUGACAUGCUUUUGAGAGUCGGGCGAAGAGGACGUAAUCGCGGAGAAUUUGUUAAUCCCCAGGGUAUUGCAUUUAGUAACUUCAAAGAUGGUCGCAUUGCAGUAGCAGAUUCUAACAAUCAGUGCGUCCAAGUAUUUACCCUCACUGGAGAGUGUAAGCUGAGGUUCGGCGUGCGAGGUCGUGGUAUUGGUCAGAUGCAGAGGCCGACGGGAGUGGCUGCUUUACCGAAUGGCAACUACGUUGUGGCUGACUAUGAAAACAAAUGGGUAUCUAUAUUUGAACCUUCCGGAAAAUACAUCAGUCGAAUUGGUCAUGGAAAACUGAUAGGACCCAAAGGUGUUUGUGUUGAUAACAAUGGUCAUAUCAUCGUUGUGGACAACAAAGCAUCGUGUGUGUGCAUUUUUCAACAGUCUGGGAAACUUCUUACCAAGUUUGGUAACAGAGGAACUGAUGAGUUUCAGUUUGCUGGUCCUCACUUUGCAGCAGUCAACAGCAGAGGACAUAUUGCUAUCACAGACUUCCACAAUCACUGUGUUAAGGUAUUUGAUAGUGAUGGAGACUUCUUAUUUACAUUUGGUACGAGUGGAGAGGGAAACGGACAGUUUAAUGCCCCUACUGGCAUUGCAGUCGACUCAAAUGACAAUAUUAUAGUUGCAGACUGGGGAAACUCCAGAAUUCAGGUGUUUGACUCUCAGGGGUCCUUCCUGUCAUAUGUGAACACCCUCGCAGAUCCCUUGUACGGCCCCCAGGGGAUGACCCUCACUCCUGAUGGCCAGAUCUUCGUUGCAGACUCAGGCAACCAUUGCUUCAAAGUGUACAAGUACCUCCAGUGAACGUGUUCCUAAGCCUCCAAAGUAUGCCUAACCACACUGUGUAUGUGCAAUUUAGAUUUUGAAUGGAGUACAGUAAUUACUAUGUAUGUAACUGAAAAGUAAGUAUGAUCUUUCUACUUUGAAAGAGAAAAUGUAUCAUUAUUAAAUGUGGACUAGAAGAUAUGGAAGGUAAUUUAGUUUAGAGACUCUGAAAUGUGUUCUCGACUUUAACCCACAUUUAUGCAAGAAUUACAUGAUGCAUUCCAGUUAAUACAAUAGCAAUUAUUUUUGUAUUUUACCUCAAGUUUGUAAGCAUGUAUAAAUCUCAACAGAAGUUAUUACUAACACAUGAAAGGUAAAGUAUGAAUGGAGUGAUUAUAUAUAGAGUUGAAAAAAUCAUACAAACUGCAGCUGUUACAGCGUAAGCAGUUAUCAACAUUGUUAUUAAUGCAACAGAUGUUGGUAAAAUAUGUGAGGUGACCAGCACAAGACCUUCACGUUUACCUUUAUAAUGGCUGUGGUGCUAAAGUUCCAGCAUGUUAUAGUUUUGAGAAGUUUCAAAGAUGCAUUAAUGCUUCACUGACAUUACGGUGCACACGCAAGGCGAGAAAUCACUUGUGCCAAAUGAAACGAACGGUAAAAAAGAUUUGGAUAUUUCUCCCUACAGAGGCCCGCUCAUCCACCAAAGACAGGAAAAAAUAUUUAAAUCUCUUCUUACCCAUUGUUCCAAGUGGUUUCUCAAGUUUUCAUGAAUCGAGUGUAUACACAAAAAUUUCAAUAACAGCAUUAUACCACUACAGCUCUUGUAGACUGCAAGCGUGGCUCCACACACAAGCUAUUGUUAAAAGAUGUCUGCACUGUGUUGAAGGUUCUCAGCAUUGUGUUACCUGGUACAUCUUAGUUAUAAUGUUACAGUUUUUUCAACCUUAACAUUCUUUAGUUAUCUUUUAGCUUCAUAACAUAAAGCUGCCAAAAUUAGUUAUAUCCACAUCAUUGCUUUAUCUUGCAUUUAUAAGAUCUAUUUUUUCACUUUUAUUUCGCAGUUGUGAUACUGAUGUAAAAUUUCUUAGUUAUUAUGGUAAAAAAUCUCAUAUUGUAAUCUCAUAGUGUAAAAGUUAUAAAAGCGUAAAUAUCUCGUAUUUACAUUCAUAGAUAUGACUAUAUUAUAUAAAAGUAUAAACAAAUUAUUUUUAAGAUAACCUGAUACGAUCACUUCAUAAUCAAAUUAUAUUAAAUACUAUAUACUUUUUCUGGGAUCAGGUUGAUUAAAAAACAAUAUUAAAACAGGAAUAUAGUUCGUAAUAUUAUCUGUGUUUAGGUAAAAGGUCACAAGUGCAUCUAAUGUGACAUUUUUAUUGUCGCUAAUGUUAGUUACAUUAUUGUCACUAAUGUUAGUUACGUUAUUGUCACUAAUGUUAGUUAUGUUAUUGUCACUAAUGUUAGUUACGUUAUUGUCACUAAUGUUAGUUACGUUAUUGUCACUAAUGUUAGUUACAUGUAUGUCCUUACCUAACAUUGUCAGUAAUUCUACCAACAUUAUCACAAGAUUAGCUAUAGUCUCAAUAUAACAAACUCCCAGCAAACAAGCAGUGUAGGGAGAAUUACCUUUAAAAUAUAUUAAAAUAAUCAUAACCUUGGUUAUCUUGUUAUGGCUGUUAUCAGUGGUAAACUUCAGUGGUAGUUGCUUCUUGUGAUCUCCCUCAGUCUGCUUCUUAGAAUAAGAUAUGUAUGAAUACUAGUCUGAAAUGUAUAAUUUGUAUAUACGAUUGGUUAUUGCAACACAUUCUCAUAAAGACAUUAUAUAUGCAUUUACGUAUUACACAUUAUAAUUCGUUUGCUUGUUAAGUAAAAUCUGUGUUGCAGAAAAAAUCACAAUUAAAAAGUUCCUGAGAGAAAAGUUUUAUUAACCUUGUAAGUAAAAUUAGGUCGACCAACUGGUCUUGCAUGGUUAAUCAAGAUGAGGUGUGUUCGGAUUUUUAACCCGGAGAGUUAGCCACCCUGAAUAACCCAAGAAAGUCAGUGCGUCGAGGACUGUUAUUUCCAUUGAGGUCCUCCAGUCUUGUUUCCCAGGAUGCCACCCAUACCAGUCCACAAAUACCCAGGUACCUACUUACUGCUAGGUACUACUAGGUAAGCAGCUGCUACCUACUUAUUGCUAGGUAAGUAGGUACCUGGGACAACAGGCAUCACGAAACGUGCUCAGUGUUUCCACUCUUCCCGGAGAUCGAACCACGGACACUCAGCGUGUGAGGAGAGAGAGCAUUACCUACCAGACCAUGGGACACCAGUCAGACCAUCACUAUGGUAAGGUCAUUAAAGAAAGGACUUGACCUUUUCUCUCAUUUAUGUUUUUCUUCGUUUUUCACACUAACAUACCCUGACAAUGGUAAGUUUCCCUCACAUUAACCUUUCAGCAUCUGAGCUGUGAUGUCGUCACACCUCCGGCAAGACAGUGAUGGAGUGAGUGAUGAUGAAAGUGUUUCUUUUUCAGGUCUCCCGG
Messenger RNA from Cherax quadricarinatus, 5047 nucleotides. Lineage: Eukaryota; Metazoa; Arthropoda; Malacostraca; Decapoda; Parastacidae. The record is from RefSeq and is a predicted model, not a curated record.